Molecule: messenger RNA, 2846 nt
Organism: Dendronephthya gigantea
Lineage: Eukaryota; Metazoa; Cnidaria; Anthozoa; Malacalcyonacea; Nephtheidae
Product: proline-, glutamic acid- and leucine-rich protein 1-like
Exons: 20
Coding region: 10-2436 (808 amino acids)
Biological process (GO): rRNA processing
Cellular component (GO): nucleus
Source: RefSeq, a predicted model, not a curated record
GUUGGAAACAUGGCAGACGCGAAGGUGGUAUUGGAAACACUGUUGAGAUCAAAUGCUUCAGCAAUUUAUUCACUCUUAGAAAAUGUCAAGCAUUCUCAAAUGCUGCAGGAUAAAUCUUCAGCAUUAGAGUGGAUUGCAGCAUCAAAUAAAUUACUUAAUUCACAUAAGGACAGGUGGAUGGGUGUCUGUUUACUUGAUAGUUUGGUUGAACAAUGUGGAACAGAAUUGUUCAGUGAGAAUUGUUUGCCAUGGCUUAAAACUCUGAUACAAAUAUUACAGCAAGAGAAACAGAAUGUCUGUGUUUGUAAUUAUGUAGCUGAUAUGUUGGAAAAAAUUAUUUCUUUUUCUGCUCAGAUCUCAGAAAUUUCAAGACAAGUCUCGUUAACAGUCAUUCCGUCAUUGUUCGCCCUAGUGCUGAAUGAGAAGACAAUAAAUCUGGAAGUUUCAUUGAGUGUUGUCAAAACAUGUAUACAACAUUACCCAGGUGCAUCGGGAUCAUUCGUGAAGCGCAUCGAGAGUCUCCUGCUGCAAGUAUUCAACAGUGAUAACUAUUUUUUGAUACAGAGUGCAUGUAGCUGUUUUGCAAUCCUACCAAAAUGUGGCAAUACUUCUGGUACUGGGUCAGAUAAACAAACAAUAGCAUGGGAAACUCAGUGGAUGAAACUUCUGAGUGCUUUGUCUACAGUAAUUCAUGAGCUUUACAGUGAAUAUGAAACUGACCCUUCAUACAGAAUGGAGUCAGAAACAUUUCAGCUGAAGACUAUUCCUGUGGUUGAACCUCAAAGAACUGAAACAUGUGUUUUGAGAAUAAAAUUUCUGUUCAAAUGUUUGGAUUUAAUGCUCAGAAAUGAACUAUCUAAAUCAGUCAACGUACCAUUAAAUUGUACAAUCAAGAUCAUUCGGGGUAUUCUUGCAGUCAAUGAAAAGUCAGUUAACAACGUGGCAGUGGAGUCAAUUUUGUUAAAAUGCAGUAUUCCAGCGAUUCAUCUAUCAGCUAUAGAGUUUUUGUCAACCCUCGUGCUAAAAUGUGGAAUGAGUGUAUUACCAUACCAUCAUAUUAUAAUUCGAAUGCUUUUAUCGGAACUAUCUUGGAGCGAGUGUGAUGAUAAAAUCCAUGGUCUGCAGCAUAAAUAUAGUCAACUACGUUCAGCCACGUAUGAUUGUGUACAAUAUCUCGUGCAUAUGACGUCAUCUGUUGGUGAAAACAAUGAGAAAAUAAGAAAGAUAAUUCAUCAUGUAAUGGAAGAUAUCAAACCACGAGUCACCAAAACGAAGUUACUUGCACCAACAGUCUCCACCUCAAAAACUACCCACGGAAAGGCGAAAAGAAAGCGAAUGCAAGACGAUGUUAGUCAAUUAAAUCAAAUUGAGCAAAAAACAGAUUACGAUGUGAAUAGAGAGCUUUGUCUUUCUGGUCUUCAAGCGUUGAAUACAUUGAUUUUGAAUGGGGGCAACGAUAUUCCUUCUGAUAUUAUCCAGGAAUUGCAGGAGUUUAUAGUUACUCUUCUACAGGAGUGUCAAACAGUCUCGCCGACUCAGUCAUACUAUCCUAUUCCUUAUGGUUCGCCUGACUGCAGGAAAAUGUUAUACAAUUUACUUCAGACAUUACUCUACAAUCACCAACCAAAAAGUCCGCCACCACUUCAACAUGCAAUACUUCUUUUCAGCCGUGGAACACAAGAUCGAGAUUUUGAGGUUUCAAAAUUUUGUACUGAAGCUCAAAUGAUGUGCCACGUACUGAUUCACCCACGAGUCGCCAUCAUCUCGAGUUCUUUUACAAACAAUGUUGCACAAAAUAACACCAACAUAAAUAAUUUACAAGAAAAUAUUGAAUUGAACGUGGGUACAGAUCAGCCUAUUAUGAAAACAAACGAACAACUUGAAAAGGAUUCCCGUGAUGAAAAUAGAGAGCAAAUUGUGGAGAAAACAGGGAAUGCAGUUCAUAUUACAUUCUCCUCCACUGAAGACCACAUUACUCAGGUUACUUCAAAAGGCAGUUCAGCAAUCGAUAAGGAUACAACACUGUCUGACGCAGAGAAAACUCGAAAUUGUUCAUUGGAAGAACUAAGAAAAUCGCAAAAUGACCACGACGAAAUCAUCCACACGGUUGUAAAUGAUAACGAAAAUGAGAAAGUUGUCGAGGGUAAAACAAUCGCAAAACAAUUUGACAACGUAAAACGAAGUUUACCAGAGAGUUUCGAAGAAAGUACAAACAUGAAUGAAUGUUUAUCUGAAGCUGUUGGCGAUUCCAUUUCUACUGUAAAGAGACGCAAGACCCAGGAAAUCAGUACAAACAGCAACAACGUCGAGGAAAAUGUUUCAAAUAGCAAUAAAGAAACAGCGAAGACAGACAGGGGAGAACUGUUAGAAUCUGGAGAGGACGAUACAUUAGCUCAGGAGAUGAUCAAUUCGUUCGUGAAUUCUGUCCCAGAUUGAUCAAAAACGUCUCAGUGCGGGUUUGAGAGCCAUGGAGUCACACAGCAACUAACAGUUGCUAGUUCCAACGUAAAAUGCUAGUGUUUGUUCAUGUACUUGCAAGUUGAAGAUGACACGUUUUGCCAAUAAAAAAUAGCGAAGAAACAACUUCUGUAAUCUCAUUUACUGUCCGCGUACUAUCCUUUGCGCAUGAGUCAAGGCUGGUUCCAACAUAGAAAAAUUAUUACUAGGACCGAAUCGGAAAGGACAGUUUCUUUUGUCGGUAUGUCAAUUCUCUAUCAGAAUAAUUUGGUUUAAACCCGAAAGAAACUUUCCAUCAAUUAUUAUACGGUUUUAUUAUACUUACUGUACUAAAAAUACAGGCAGAUAACUCUAAUAAAAUUCUGUAUAUUCUCUUCUCGUAUAAAAUU